GCCUAACGUUUCGGCCCUGAGGUACCCGGCCUGGUGGCCCCAGGACGUUCCUGUCGCAUGGCGGAGUGCUGCCUACGACGCCCAUGAAGCCCUUAGUCCUUCUAGUUGCGCUGUUGCUAUGGCCUUCGUCCGCGCCGGCAUUUCCGAGCAUAACUGUGACACCCGACGAAGAACAAAACUUGAAUCAUUACAUAGAAGUUUUACAGAACCUCAUACUAAGUGUUCCUACUAGGGAGCCAGGCUAUGUGAAAAACUUAAAGGCUCCAAAAAAUGUUGAUUCUGUAAGAUCCAAGGUAUCAAAAUUUAAGGAGAUAAUUACUCAGGGAGAUACUUCAACUGAGAAUGAUGUUUUAAUCAAUCCUAUCAGUGAAGAAACUACAGCUUUCCAUACUACAGGCUUAACACUGGAGAUGGAGAAAAAAAAAAGUACUGAGUCUACACCAUUCUGGUCCAUCAAACCAAACAAUGUCUCUGUUGUUCUACACACAGAAGAGCCUUAUAUCGAAAAGGAAGAGCCAGAGCCAGAGCCAGAACGAGUUGUGAAACAAACUAAGGCACUGACAUCAUUGCCAAAUGUUACUCAGUCAUCUGUCACCUCAGAAAGAACAUCAGGUCGGACCACUGAGUUGGAGAUCCGCACAGAACCAGAAGAUGUUCCUCAGCUCUCAGGUGACUCUGAAAUAGAAGAGCCAACAUUUGAAAAAUACUCAGAUAUUUUGAAAAGUGAAGGCAUUUUGAAAAAAAUUUCAGAUCUUAGUUCACAGGUGCGAAAGGGGCCUCUUGGUGAUAGCAGCAACCCAGAAUAUAGAGAGUACAUUAAAGCCUCUAAAGAGCACUUAAAACGAGGUCUUGCUCUAGCAGCAGCAGCAGAACAUAGAUUAACAAAUAUGUACAAAUCCAGGCUCUUUUCGCAAGGACUAUCUCAUAAUGAAAUUGAUGACAUUAAAACUAUUAUUAACAUGUUAUAUGAGUCCAGAUAUAAAUUAUCUGAAUAUUUAAAUAUUAAAUAUGUACCAGCAGAGAUGAGAAUAAAAGCUACAGCAGUGAUUGAUACAUUGAAAAAAGCAUUAUGUGUAGAUCCCAUAGAAACGCAAAGUCUUCUUCGAAAGUUAGUUAACAAUAAUAUAAAAAUGUUAAACCUACUUGAUAUUCCAUGACAAAGUUGCCUUAAGCAACACAGGAGAAAUAAACAUAUUCAUGAUCUCAA
This is a messenger RNA of Tupaia belangeri chinensis (Chinese tree shrew), 1207 nucleotides long. RefSeq names its product sperm equatorial segment protein 1 (gene SPESP1). Gene Ontology annotation, biological process: acrosome reaction; fusion of sperm to egg plasma membrane involved in single fertilization. The transcript is spliced from 3 exons. The coding region runs from base 84 to 1157 and encodes 357 amino acids. The record is from RefSeq and is a predicted model, not a curated record. Gene Ontology annotation, cellular component: acrosomal vesicle. Lineage: Eukaryota; Metazoa; Chordata; Mammalia; Scandentia; Tupaiidae.